Capsella rubella is the source of this 696-nucleotide messenger RNA. RefSeq names its product 40S ribosomal protein S24-1. NCBI's taxonomy places the organism in Eukaryota, Viridiplantae, Streptophyta, Magnoliopsida, Brassicales, Brassicaceae. The coding region runs from base 84 to 485 and encodes 133 amino acids. The record is from RefSeq and is a predicted model, not a curated record. Gene Ontology annotation, cellular component: ribosome. Gene Ontology annotation, molecular function: structural constituent of ribosome. Gene Ontology annotation, biological process: translation. The transcript is spliced from 5 exons.
GCGUCUCUUUCUUUUACCCGAGCGGACGAACACUGAAAGCUUUGCUGAGAUCUUCUCACUUGAUCCUUUGAGAAAUCGCAACAAUGUCGGAAAAGGCCGUCACCAUCCGAACCAGGAAGUUCAUGACCAACAGGCUUCUCGCCAGGAAGCAGUUCGUUAUUGAUGUUCUCCACCCCGGAAGAGCCAAUGUUUCUAAGGCUGAGCUGAAGGAGAAGCUAGCAAGGAUGUACGAGGUCAAGGACCCAAAUGCUAUCUUUGUUUUCAAAUUCAGAACCCACUUUGGAGGUGGUAAAUCAUCCGGCUUUGGUUUGAUCUAUGACACUGUUGAGAGUGCCAAGAAAUUCGAACCCAAAUACAGACUUAUCAGGAAUGGACUUGACACCAAGAUUGAGAAAUCAAGGAAACAAAUUAAGGAAAGGAAGAACAGGUCUAAGAAAAUCCGUGGUGUCAAGAAGACAAAGGCCGGUGAUCCCAAGAAGAAGUGAGAUCAUCAAGACAGGAUCUUUAUCUUGUGGGUUCUGCACAAUCACCAUUUUAUGUUAUUUUGUCUGCUGUUAGAUGGUUUCUCCAACUAGACAUUUUCACUGAAAUCUCAGAUUUUCGUUUAUUCUGUUGCCGUCUUUGUUUUUGAGUUUAGUGAAACAUAUGAUCUAAGGUUUUGUUCAAUACAUCUAUUUAAACCUUUCUCGGCUGUGA